Messenger RNA from Metschnikowia bicuspidata var. bicuspidata NRRL YB-4993, 2094 nucleotides. RefSeq lists its product as uncharacterized. Gene Ontology annotation, cellular component: nucleus; cyclin-dependent protein kinase holoenzyme complex. The record is from RefSeq and is a predicted model, not a curated record. Gene Ontology annotation, molecular function: protein kinase binding; cyclin-dependent protein serine/threonine kinase regulator activity. The transcript has 5 exons. Bases 1 to 2094 code for a protein of 697 amino acids. Gene Ontology annotation, biological process: regulation of cyclin-dependent protein serine/threonine kinase activity. Lineage: Eukaryota; Fungi; Ascomycota; Pichiomycetes; Serinales; Metschnikowiaceae.
AUGUCUUUGGAAUUGAAAAAAUCACAAACCACUAGAAUCAUAAACCACCAGAUCACAACCACCCGAAUCAUAAACCACCAGAUCACAACCACCCGAAUCAUAAACCACCAGAAUCAUAAACCACCAGAAUCGCCAGAACCGCCCCCGGCUGAUUCGCGCCUGUCUCCACCCAGCAGGCCCGUCGCCAACCGUGCCAGCAUACCCGCCCCAUUCUUUGCGCCCCGCCCCAAAUCGCACCAAACGCUCCACCAAACCCCACCAUCAAACCCCACCAUCCGCGCCAGCUUCUUCGCACCCAUCUGCCCCAAUUUCUUCGCACCCAUCUGCGCCAUACUUCAACACUCACCCACGCUCUUUUUGCCCGUCCCCAUGACAUCCACAUACACCAGCAAAGACGUGGCGGACAUCCCACUCAAGCGCCCCCAGGAAACUUUCGUCGACGACCCGGGCUCGCUCGACGAGGUCAACAUCGACGACUUGGUGUUUCGGUUGGCCCACGACAUCAAAGGCAUCAACAGUCUCCACAGCUUCCACGCCGUGGCCGUUUUGAAGGCCGUGCUAGAAGAUCUCAUUUUGUUGGGCGCCCAUCGCGACGCCCGCCGCGAGUUCCGCCGCAGCCAGCUCCAGCAGUACUCGCUCGAUUUGCAGGAAUUGCAAGAGCCACCAGGCGCAGGGCCGCAGGAUUGUGGGUCUUUUCCCGACGGGGCCCCCGGGCACAGCCUGCCAGGCCCGGGGCGCCCCGGGUUCUCCGCUGUGGAUUUAUCGCUUGCCGGAGAACCGGUGAUUUCCGAGUCGACUCGGCCCAUGAGCCAGGAGGACGCGUCUGUGCAGUCGUUGGUGGCGGCCGACGCCGGGAACGACGACACUGGCGGGUCGGGGACCGCCCUUUUCGAAAGCGCCGGGUCUGAUAGUGCUCUUUUAGAAAACGCCGGGUCUGAUAGUGCUCUUUUAGAAAGCGCCGGGACUGGAACCGCCGGGACUGAAACCGCCCUAGCUGAAACCGCCCUAGCUGAAACCGCCGGGGCUGAAGCCCAGGCCGGCUUCAUCUCCACCGAGUCGCUCGUGCAGACCACGUCGCUCGACCGGGUGCAAGACCCCAUCACGUGCCACAGCAUCCAGCGCCUCCGCGACGAGGUGCUUUUCCACCUGGCGCCAAAAAUCCGCCAGCAGGCUCUCCACUUGCUGCGGUGCUUCGAGCUCGCCCGGCCGCCGCCCAUAUCCUUGGGGCAGUUCUUGGGCCGCAUCCAGACCUACCUGCCGUCCAUCUCGGUGUCCGUGUAUAUCCACAGCGCGUACAUGCUCUACAAGCUCUGCGUGCUUUUGGACGUGGUGGAGUUGACGCAGCUCAACGCGUACCGCUUGGUGUUGGGCCUGCUACGGUGCCUGACCAAGAAGUUGGAGGACGUGUACCAGAAACAAAAGAGCUUUGCCACGGUGGGUGGCGUGGCGCUCGACGAGUUGAGCAAGAUCGAGGUCAGCUUCCUCUACUUGUCCAACUUCAAGAUUAUAGUCAGCGAGCACAUGCUCAACCAGUUCUUGACGGUGGAGUUCCCGGCCUUGCGGGAGUACUCCAGGGACAGAGUAGCGCUUUUGGUGCGGUCCCAGAACCCCAGUUCGGCGUCCGCAGGUAAGGCCGCCCGCUGCUUCUGUACGAUUCAUGAGACCCGUGAUCAGGCGGAACUCAAAUCGCCUCGUCCUGCUGCGGGCGUCCAUGGCCAGGGACCAUUGUGUUCUGUAUCUGCGCCUGGAAAGCAAGCCUGGGUGCUGCCCACGGCUCUCCUCGCCGCGUGGGUCUCGGCUCUUCAAUCUCUGCAUCCAAAAGAACCACCAACAGACUCGAAUUUGAGCGUUGAGGGGGCUGCUCAGGGGAAGAACCACAGCUGGGGUGGGUGUGAGAAUCGUCGACGUGACGUGUCUGUGAGACAUGCAUCGUUCUCGGGAAAGCAUAUACAAGCGGGAUAUGGGAACACUCAAAAGCAAGCCACCCUUAUUGUUAACAUUCAGAAUCCAGGUCUUGAGACCGGACAAAGUAUUCGCGAGAUCUUCAUGCUGGCCGGCGAGAAGGGAUCAUGGAAGAAAGCGAUGAAAGCAUGA